Penicillium daleae is the source of this 1251-nucleotide messenger RNA. It is a transcript of the gene rmt2, whose product is annotated as protein-arginine N5-methyltransferase. Lineage: Eukaryota; Fungi; Ascomycota; Eurotiomycetes; Eurotiales; Aspergillaceae. Gene Ontology annotation, cellular component: nucleus; cytoplasm. Bases 1 to 1251 code for a protein of 416 amino acids. The transcript has a single exon. Gene Ontology annotation, molecular function: protein arginine N5-methyltransferase activity. Gene Ontology annotation, biological process: peptidyl-arginine methylation. The record is from RefSeq and is a predicted model, not a curated record.
AUGACCGACCCCACCACCAACGACCCUCAAAUUCAUCUAACAGAAAUCGACGUCGACCUAGACGUCCAAGAGAUCCUCCUCGCCGCCUCACAGCACGACAUCUCCAAGCUCCGGCGCCUCUGUCGCACACAAUCCUCAUUACCCGAUGCAGCGAACGUAAAGGACCCAGAGACGGGCUACUCGCCCCUUCACGCCGCCAUUGCAGCCUGCGAGCCCGACGAAGACGAGAAAACAAACGGCGAGGCUGCGUCUGCAGACAAGGAGCUGCUGGCGUCCGGUGCUGAAACGGUCAAGUUCUUGCUACAAGAGGGUGCGAUCUGGAAUGAUCUCGAUAACAAGAAUGAGACGCCUGGCUGUUUGGCGCGGCGCAUUGGAGCGCUAGACCUCUACGAGCUUAUUGUUGAUGCUGGUGUGCGUGCGGAGAUGCUACUGAGCCGAUUGGAUGAGUAUGCGGCACUAUCAGACAGCGAUGAUGAGGAGGACGAGGGCGAGACUGCAGAGAACACCGAGGACAAGGCCGAGGACGAGACCGCACCCGAACUCAUCGAGGUGUCUACAGAACAACCCGCCGAAUCCGCCGCAGCUAAUCCCGAAGUCAACAACCGUGGCUACCUUUCAUCUAUACUCUCCAUCAACAACGACCGCAUACUCGACUCGGACCAAAACGGCGUCAUGAUGCGCUGGGAAAGCGACAUCAUGCUCAAAUCCGCCAAAGCACUCCUCCCACGCCCAGGCCUGAAGGUCCUCAAUGUCGGACACGGCAUGGGCAUCGUGGACGGAUUCUUCCAAGACCAAGGUCCCGCCGAGCAUCACAUCAUCGAAGCGCACCCGUCCGUGCUAGCCGACAUGAAGGCCAAGGGGUGGGACACCAAGCCCGGUGUAACCAUCCACGAGGGCCGGUGGCAAGAUGUUCUCCCCGGUCUUGUGGGUGAGGGCGUCACGUUUGACGCGAUCUACUAUGAUACGUUCGCCGAGUCCUAUGCCGAUUUCCGGGAGUUCUUCUCUGAGCAGGUUAUCGGGUUGUUGGAGCAGGAUGGGAAAUGGGGCUUCUUUAAUGGGAUGGGAGCUGAUCGGCAGAUCUCGUAUGAUGUGUAUCAGAAGGUUGCGGAGAUGGAUCUGUUCGAGGCUGGGUUUGAUGUUGAGUGGGAGGAGAUUCCGGUGCCGAAGCUGGAAGGCGAGUGGGAUGGUGUGAGAAGGGCGUACUGGGUUGUUGAUAGCUACCGACUUCCGCUUUGUCGGUUCAUGGACUAA